Messenger RNA from Arabidopsis lyrata subsp. lyrata, 451 nucleotides. RefSeq names its product S-protein homolog 2. The record is from RefSeq and is a predicted model, not a curated record. The transcript has a single exon. Bases 89 to 451 code for a protein of 120 amino acids. Lineage: Eukaryota; Viridiplantae; Streptophyta; Magnoliopsida; Brassicales; Brassicaceae.
UGGACAUUUCCAAGAUAAAAGAAAAGAAAAAAAUUUAGACGAAUUAUGGGUUCUCUUAAAACAUUCUUUAGCUUUCUUUGUAGUGAUUAUGUUCACGAGUGCAACUAUGUCCCGAGCCUCGACGACUGUAGUGAUUUAUAAUGAUCUUGGAGGUGGUUUGCCACUACGGUACCACUGCAAAUCAGGGGACGAUGAUCUUGGAGACCGGAGUUUAGCACCAGGUGGAUCGUGGUCGUUUGGAUUUACUCCGGAUAUCUUCGGCAGGACUUUGUUUUUCUGUAGCUUUAGUUGGGGAAAUGAGAGUCAUAAAUUUGAUAUCUACAAACAGAGUAGAGACAAAGAAUUUCAAGAGUUUGGCUGCAAAAAAUGCGAAUGGAAAAUACGGAAAAAUGGACCUUGCAAGUUGAAUGGGAAGACCGGCGUGUUUGAUGGUUGCUUUCCUUGGGAUUAA